Meloidogyne enterolobii is the source of this 264-nucleotide messenger RNA. The record is from the annotation of a GenBank genome assembly. Lineage: Eukaryota; Metazoa; Nematoda; Chromadorea; Rhabditida; Meloidogynidae.
AUGAAGUCGAUUAGUCGAAGAGAAUGCAAAGGUUCUUUGUCGGACAUAAUUGUAAGUGGUCGAGAGUUUACUAUUGCUUCAUUAUCGCAAAAGCGUGUAGUUAAUUCAGUUGUAGUCAGAAGUUUUUUGCCACUGCAUCUUUUGUUUGCUGUUUUGGGCACGCCAACCAAUCUUUCCCAGGCUCCUCCUUCUCAUGGGUUGCGUGGUGUGAUGAAUUUCCACUCUUUGCCUCUGAAUUUGAUGAAGUCUUGCAGUUCCUUGUAA